Eupeodes corollae is the source of this 3663-nucleotide messenger RNA. RefSeq lists its product as uncharacterized. Lineage: Eukaryota; Metazoa; Arthropoda; Insecta; Diptera; Syrphidae. Bases 1660 to 2574 code for a protein of 304 amino acids. The transcript is spliced from 8 exons. The record is from RefSeq and is a predicted model, not a curated record.
AUUAGCUUAAUAAUACUUAGCUUCAUAAUAAUUCAUCUUUACCAGACACCUAUCGUCAAUGGAUACUUUGAGAGCUGGAGGAGAUAAUUCUAUAAAAUUCCGCUGAGCCAUUCAAAUUCAAAGAUAGAAAAACAAGUUUGUGCCAUUAAUGGCAAGUCUCACAUGCCAUAGGCGAGUAAUUAAAAUUAAGGACUCAAGUUUUUGUUUGACAAUUUCAAAAAAUUCCUAUCACAGAAAAAAAUAUAAAUAGCAAAAAAAAGCCACCUUAAUGUGAAUAUAUUGUUGGUUAGAAGGCAGCUCACCAAUACAUAAUGCCAGUUUAGUUUGCGUUCGAUGAGAUUGCACAAAUACAAACGCAUUUCACUUAUUUUUUGGAUGAUCUACCAAUACAUAUUGGUAAUUUACAUAAGUAUAUAGAGAAAAAGAAAGCGAAUAAAGUUAUCCGCCAUUGUAUUCAGCGGUUUUAUUCAGUAUUAUUCUUCUUUCAGACAGUUGCUAAAAACAAUUGCCAAAAGCCGAAGUCAAUUCGACUCAAGUAUCCACUUAGAAGAGAUCUAGAAAGAACAUUACCAAAGUUUUUAUUUUUACGCAGUUGCAAUUGCAAGUGAGUUCCAGUUUUGAACAUAAAUUAUUAUUUUUGUUCCAGACAGUUUCUAAAAACAAUUGCCAAAAGCCGAAUGCAAUCCAAAUAUCCACUAAGAAGAGAUUUAGAAAGAAAAUUACCAAAGUUUUUACGCAGUUGCAAGUGAGUUUCUGUUUUGAACAGGAGAUACCUUUAAUUAUUAACAUUAUUCAAGUACCUACGAACAAAACAGUUGCUAAAAACAAUUGCCAAAAGCCGAAGUCAAUUCGACUCAAGUAUCCACUUAGAAGAGAUCUAGAAAGAACAUUACCAAAGUUUUUAUUUUUACGCAGUUGCAAUUGCAAGUGAGUUCCAGUUUUGAACAUAAAUUAUUAUUUUUGUUCCAGACAGUUUCUAAAAACAAUUGCCAAAAGCCGAAUGCAAUCCAAAUAUCCACUAAGAAGAGAUUUAGAAAGAAAAUUACCAAAGUUUUUACGCAGUUGCAAGUGAGUUUCUGUUUUGAACAGGAGAUACCUUUAAUUAUUAACAUUAUUCAAGUACCUACGAACAAAUUUGAGCACUAUCAAAAAUUGAGGAAAAAUAUUCAAAUAUGGAUUUAGUCCGAGAAAAAUUAAAAAAUUGGAAUAUGGAGCACUUAACAGACGCUUUUAUAAAUUGAUGUAGUGUCCAUCGACACGCUAUCUGAUGUUACCCAGCCACUUUCUCCCUGGACUUCAAGCUCAAUCGAGAUUGAAAACAUAGAAGACUUGGAUAAAACUCUUCAAUUUGUCCUAGAAGAUCAAUCAAACCCAAAUUGUUCAAACAAAAACCAUACAUCUGUUUCUAAAGGAACAGUUAAAGAAUAUCUAUCUCAUGGUGAAGGCAAAGUGCUAAAAACAUUUUUUAAAUCACACGGAAAACUAGACCAAUUUAACAGAAAUCGUUUAGCAUCAAUUAUCAUUGCUAAGGAGUUUGAGUUGGUUAACAGUUCAAAUGAAAAUGACUUUAAAAUAACCACAGAAAGAUUUAAAGAACUCACACAACAAAUACUCGAAAUUUUUCCUACUGAAUCACCAUCUAUAUACUUCAACCCAUAUAUGAAAGACACAAAACGAAGGGCAUCUGGAAAACUGUGGGAACGAUUGCAAACAUUUAAAAAAACAAUUCGACGAUCUAAGGCACUUUCAAUCCAACAUUCAGAUUCAACACCAACUAUUAAAACCUCGGAAAUUGAAAAAAUUAAUGAAAAAUUACAGUUCCUUUAUAACUAUCUAGAACCAUAUGAUAAAAUUGUUGAAUUUUGGAAUGAUACUGUAGAAGCAAGGGCUGAACUUUUUAAACCAGAAUCAAAUCUAACAAUAGGUUCAUAUGUGGACAAAUUUCCUAUUUUAAAGAGUGCUGAAGGAUAUAAACUUUAUAAAAUAGAUUUUGACCAUUACUACAAGGACAAAUCAAACAAUUUGCUACACAAGUGGACUGAAAUAAACACGAAACUCAUAAACAUUGCUGAAAAGAAAAAUAAACCAGAAAUAAAGAAUCUUUUAACAUUUAAAAGCAACAUAAUUGGAUUCUUUCUUUUACCAUAUCUUUUAUCCACUCCAGUCUUAGGAAAAAGAAAACUUACACAGACUAAACGCAGCACGAAGCUUGAAAGUGCUGAUUCCUUUUUUAUUUUUGUUUCGUGCUCAAGCCGAAUUCAAGAAAAGUUGGUAGAGGUAAGGAGAUUGCUUCAAGUCAAUAAGCAAACCUUACAACCAACUGUAAUUCUUGUGGGUGAAAAUAAAGCUGAUAUCACGGAGGCAUAUUUAGCAAUUGAUGACAGUCUGUACAACUGCGAAGGUCCCAUAGAGGCAAUAGAUGCAUGCUUCAAGAGCUACACAGCAUUGAACGCCAAAUUUCCUGAGUCCGCACAUCAUAUUUGGAUGCUCAUCCAAAAGUACAUUUAUAAUAUCAGCACCGUACACGACAAAAAUUACACUACAGUUAACUCGCUAAUUAGCGACCUUACGUAAGUCCUUAGCAUUAUAAUUUUUUUUUUUGCUUAAAUAUAUUAAAAGUUAAGUUACUAUAAUUUAUUUUAAAUGGAGUGCUUUAAAUGCAAUGUAUUUCAUGCAUCAUUUCAAACUUAUGUUCAACACUUGAAACAUAAACAUAAAUAUGUAAAUAUAUAUAAAUGUCAAAAAUGUAAUGAAGAAAGAUCAUUUAUUUAUUUUAAUAGUUUUAAAAAACACAUAAGCAAGCAUUUUAUGAAUCCUUUGGAUAAAUUUGCAAAACAUUUAGGUGAAAAAAAUACUCACAUAAUUCCUCAUAAUACAAUUGAUGUGGAAAACCCAUUUCAAACCGGGGGUUCACUACAAAAUAUAAGCAUUAACAUUUUAAGAGAUAAUGCUAAUUUAGAACUCAUUUCGAACCUUUACAAGAAAAAUAGUAUAUGUAAAAAGGAUGUGCAGUACAUAGUAACAGCUUUUGACGCCUAUUUUAACAGCGAUUUCCUUAAAACUCUUUUUAAAGGUGUUAAUAAAAGUUAUGCGCAGGCUAUACAAAAUCCUUUCAAACAUAUCUCGACAGAAUAUAAACGAAUAAACAUGUUAAGAGAAAAUGGUUUGUACUUUUCUUCAUCGUCUGCCACUAUAGGCAAUCGACUAGAUUAUACAAAUCUUGAAAAUCGCACAAUACUUCAAAACAUCACAGUGAAGGAAAAAUAUAUUUCACUUAAGCGUUAUAUGAUUGUGUUUUUAGAAAAUAGUUCGGUUUUCGAUCAUAUAAUGGAGUAUAUUAACGAAUUGAAACUUGAAACCAAUUCUGUUAGUAACGUAAUGCAAACCGCGUUUUGGAAAGAAAAAGUUACUCAAUAUUCUCCUCAAUGUAUUGUUCUACCAUUACUUGUGUACUUCGAUGACUUCGAGGUUAAUAACCCUCUUGGUUCAAGGAAUGGCUACCAAAAGAUAGGUGGUGUUUACGUGUCGUUUCCGUUUCUUUCGCCGCUGUAUCGUUCCAAAUUAGAAAAUAUUUUUGUGACAUUAUUGUUUCAUACACUUGACAAAAAAGCAUACGGUAAUAGCGUCUUCCGGCCCCUAAUUGAUGAAUUGAAAGACCUUGAA